Molecule: messenger RNA, 1950 nt
Organism: Didymella exigua CBS 183.55
Lineage: Eukaryota; Fungi; Ascomycota; Dothideomycetes; Pleosporales; Didymellaceae
Exons: 5
Coding region: 411-1769 (452 amino acids)
Biological process (GO): regulation of DNA-templated transcription
Molecular function (GO): DNA-binding transcription factor activity, RNA polymerase II-specific; zinc ion binding
Source: RefSeq, a predicted model, not a curated record
UCCGGAUGCACCCCGAGCUGAGGACCUCCAUGGAUCCCGCGCAGAUGACUCGUCUGGAUGUACUGACUCUUUGGCUUUCGAACUGUAAUCAUGCUCGCGAUGGGCGUUAGGUUCAGCUGCAUGCCUUGAUGGCAAUAUGACACGCGCAAGACACGAGCCACGAUAGAAGAACAGGAGGCGACACCUCUUGUUGAUCUGACCGACGUCCACACCCUGGUCCGCAUCUGCAGCUAGCCAUUGCUUUUCGCGCCUCCAGAACAGGUCGCUGGACAGGUCCAGACAAACGCGGGCGCCUGACUGCCGGCAAGAAAGCGGAGGCCCGGUUGACCCUAUCAUCACCUACAGCCCUAUUUAUCAGCCCCAAGUCAACACACAAGGCGAACAGCGCCCGCCAAGUUCUGAAGAAACACAUGUCGACCACCGUCCUCAGGACGCGCAAGCUCAGCUCUUUUGUCAAGUGCGGCCGCUGCCGUCAGGACAGACAGAAGUGUGAGCGACCAAACGCCUCGCAGCAAUGCGUACGAUGCGCAAAAUUCAAGCAUGAUUGCGAUGCUGGCCGCGCCUCAAACCGUGCACAGUAUACCCAGACCCAGCGGACUCAGAAACCCGCUGUUCGUCGGCGCGCUGCGCACAGCGAGCGAACAGUCGUUGCUGCGCCUAGUACCACACAACAUGAGCUCUUGGCGACGGGCUCGUUCCCAGAUUAUGAACAAGUCGCUGAUUUCAAGAUUGAAGAGUCAUCCUCGUCGCGGACUUCCAGAUCGGCUUCUUCUGAGCUCUCCAUCCCGUGGUCGAUACCGAGCGUGCAAGAUGGGCUGCAGUUUCAAUACGUACCCAGCAUAUAUUCUGGCGGGGAUCGCCACGGCUCAGCGUCCUCGGACCAAUGGGCCUCGGACCCCAUGGCUUUCAAGGAUUCUCCUCCUUCGUCGGGUGACUAUGGUUGGGAGACGGUGAGUUGGACCGAGUAUGGGAUGGGCCAGGAGAUGGUCGAGUAUCCAGGCAGCAUGGGACAGCUCGAACUGAGUCCCGUUGGAUCUGAUUUUGCGGCUCUUGCUGCUUCGUUUUCGCCGGCUGAGCUCGCUGACAUGCGGAUGCUGUCCGGCCUGACGAGCCUACGUCCCUCUCGUCAGUUCGUGGCGAAUCCUUUCGAAGAGCGUCUGGACAACCGCAUCAACCGGCUGUGGGGGAACUACAAGACCUUCGCCAGCGCGAGCUUGAAAGGCCUCGGCGUGACGCCUUUGUUCGGUCGAACACUGUCAGAACUUUUCCGUCAGUCUCGACAGAUGGCCGAGAACGGCGACGAUCUGGUCGCAGACGUGCGCAUGUGCUGUGGCGCUGCAGACGCAUGCAUGAACACGAAGCUGUCAGCGGAGACACGAGCACAGUACCUGUCAGCCUACACUCGCUACGAUGCGCGCGCGAACGCCAAAUACCGCCGCGCUGUCGAUGAGUUCGCGCAGAAGAUCGCUCAGGACGAGAGUCCAGACGUGCUGCCGCUCUACACGGCAACAUUCCUGUACUAUGCCGCAGGAUCGUGCAUGAGAGGAAGCGCAGACCUCGUCGCAGCGACAUAUGCGUUCAACUACUUCAACCAGUACACGGCGGGGUUCCCCAUCCGCCUCGAGAUCCUGCCUACGCCCGAGGGCACGUGGGCUGUAGAUAUGCUUCUUGCGAACAACAAGGCUGAUCCGGGCAUGCGGAUCAACACGCUCAUGUUCGCGCUGGGGCGGGCAAGGCUGCAGUUCGACCGCGAGGAUGGACUGUGUUAGCGACGCCAUAGGUGUGUGAGUCAGGGAUGAAUGGGGCUGUCGAGCAGCGGACGCGGAGCGGAGAAGAGAAGAGCGAGGACGAAGACGAGUGCUAGGUAUAUCCGCAAACAAAGACGAAGCAAGGAACCGUCAGCACACCAAAGACAGACGAGAAGCAAAGUCCGCUUGCCUUGUAGCUCAG